AGAAAAGAAAAGAAAAGAAAAUUGCAAAACCCAUCUUAAAUCCCAAAACAUGAGCCGAGCUUGUUGCCGUGGCUUUAACAAUGACAAUGGCGCUAUCAUCAUCUUCAUGCUUCUCUUCUUCCUAUUCACCGCUCGCUCCUCCUCCUUCACUCCCUCGCCACCCUCUCAUUAGCCUCAAUUUCAAACCCAACUGUCGUGCCCGUGGCGGUUCUUCUCAUCCCAAACUCAAAGCCUCCGUGGCUGCGCCGCCACUCUUCUCCGGCGCCACCAGACAUGGCCUCGAAACUGUCAACAUUGCUGAAGACGUCACCCAGCUAAUGUAGUUGAUUGGAAAUACUCCAAUGGUGUACCUCAACAAGGUUACAGAAGGAUGUGUGGCAAACGUUGCUGCAAAACUUGAGUCUAUGGAACUCUGCAGAAGUGUCAAGGAUAGAAUUGGCUUUAGUAUGUUGUCUGAUGCAGAAGAGUUUGGAGAUAUUUCUCCGGGGAAGACUGUUUUAGUUGAACCAACAACUGGAAACACAGGACUUGGCAUCGCUUUUGUUGCAGCAACAAAAGGGUACAAACUUAUAGUAACCAUGCCUGCUUCCGUAAAUCUUGAAAGGAGAAUCCUUUUGCGUGCAUUUGGGGCAGAGAUUGUUUUGACUGAUGCAGAAAAGGGAUUGAAAGGGGCAGUUGAAAAAGCUGAAGAAAUUGUUCAAAGUACACCCAAUGCUUACAUGUUUAGACAGUUUGAUAACAUGAAUAAUGCAAAGAUCCACUUCGAAACUACAGGGCCAGAGAUAUGGGAGGAUACCAUUGGUAAUAUUGAUGUAUUGGUUGCCGGUAUUGGAACUGGUGGCACUGUUACCGGCACUGGACGUUACCUGAAAAUGAUGAACACCAACAUAAAGGUGGUUGGUGUGGAACCUGCUGACAGAAGUAUAAUCUCAGGAGACAAUCCAGGUUUCAUGCCAAACAUUUUGGAUAUCAAACUGCUCGACGAAGUUAUCAAGGUUACAAAUGUUGAAGCUAUUGAAAUGGCUAGGAGAUUAGCGUUGGAAGAAGGUUUGCUGGUCGGAAUUUCUUCAGGAGCUGCAGCUGCAGCUGCCAUAAGUUUGGCAAGACGGCCAGAGAAUUCUGGGAAACUUAUCGUGGUCAUUUUCCCUAGUUUUGGUGAGAGAUAUAUUUCAAGUCCUCUCUUCCAUUCUAUCUAUGAAGAAGUUCAGAAAAUGUAACAAUCACCAUUUAAAGAUGUGGACAAUUGGACUCGUCUUUUGGAUAUUGGAGUAGUUUACAUGCCACCAUUCAAGAAAGUAGCUGCCUUAGCCCUAAACGGUAUAGAUGAAUAAUUUGAAUGAGACAGAGUUCUUGGGAGUAAGCUCAAACAGGA
Molecule: messenger RNA, 1372 nt
Organism: Arachis ipaensis
Lineage: Eukaryota; Viridiplantae; Streptophyta; Magnoliopsida; Fabales; Fabaceae
Source: RefSeq, a predicted model, not a curated record